Molecule: messenger RNA, 2019 nt
Organism: Capsicum annuum
Lineage: Eukaryota; Viridiplantae; Streptophyta; Magnoliopsida; Solanales; Solanaceae
Product: organic cation/carnitine transporter 3
Exons: 2
Coding region: 190-1626 (478 amino acids)
Biological process (GO): transmembrane transport
Cellular component (GO): membrane
Molecular function (GO): transmembrane transporter activity
Source: RefSeq, a predicted model, not a curated record
AACAUUGUCCACUUAAUAAAAUAAAAACUAAAAUGCAACUAGCUAUAGGUUCUUGUCCUUGUCCUAUAGUUUUUUUUUUCAUAUAUAAACUAACUUCUCUAGGUGAUUAAAAACCACACACACUUCUAAUUUGUAAUUUUGUACACACUUUGUAAGUUUGUAUACACAAAUUCUAAAAAGAAAAAAAAAAUGAGUGAUCAAUCAUCCGAACCCUUAUUAUUAAAUCGAAAAAAGGCAUCGAAAUCGCUCGAUGAGACGAUAGAAAGGUGCAUUGGUGAAUUUGGAUGGGCACAAUUGUUACAAUCCAUCCUCGUAUCCUUGUCAUGGGUUUUCGACGCUCAACAAACAUUCAUUAGUGUCUUCACAGACACGCUUGCCGUCAGUGAAUGGUCGUUGCAGCCAGGUGUGAGUUCAGCUCUUACUGGCUUGCCAGCAUCUUCGUUUUUCAUAGGUUGUCUUAUUGGUGGUUUAGUCCUCUCAACAUUGGCUGACACAAAACUUGGUAGAAAAAACAUGUUGAUCUUGUCAUGUCUAAUCAUGUCACUUACUGGAACCAUUACAUCAAUUUCAACAAACAUUUGGAUGUAUUCAUUUUUUAGGCUUUUAAGUGGUUUUGGAAGGGCUACUAUUGGGACAUGUGCACUUGUUUUGUCAACAGAGUUAGUAGGCAAUCAAUGGCGUGGACAAGUUGGUAUAAUUGGAUUUGUUUGUUUUACUAUUGGUUUCCUUUCAUUGCCAAUGAUUGCUUAUGUGAAUAAAGAGUCUUCAUGGAGGGUUUUGUACUUGUGGACUUGUGUUCCAACAAUCUUGUACUCAAUUUUGGUACAUUUGUUUGUUCAUGAAUCACCAAGAUGGCUUUAUGUAAGAGGGAACAAAGAAGAAUUUGUGUUAACUUUGAAAAGUAUUACAACAAGGAGUAGCUUGACUUUGAGUUUCUUUGGCUCCUUCUUUGAAUUUGAAGAUCAAGAACAUAAUAACUCAGAGGAGUCAACGAUGAGUCUCUAUUCGGCUAUCAAGAUGUUGAUCGAAAAAAAUUGGGCUUUUAGACGACUUAUAUCGGUUAUGUUGGUUGGUUUUGGUAUAGGAAUGGUAUAUUAUGGUAUGCCAUUAGGUGUUGGAAAUUUACCUUUCAAUUUAUACCUAAGUGUUACACUUAAUGCACUAUCAGAAUUACCAGCAUCUAUGGUAACAUUCUUCUUAAUUGGAAAAUUAACUAGGAAAAAAUCACUAUUAGGGUUUGCUAUGUUAAGUGGAAUAUGUAGUAUAGGUUGUGUAAUAGUGAAAAGUGAUUAUUUGAAAGAGUUACAAAUGGGGUUAGAACUUUUUUCAUUUUUCAGUGCAUGUACUUGUUUUAAUGUGUUGUUAAUUUACACUGUGGAAUUGUUUCCAACAUGUGUAAGAAAUUCAGCAGUGUCAAUGGUGAGACAAGCAUUGGUACUAGGUGGUUCAUUUAGUCCAAUGUUGGUAGCUUUUGGGAGGGAAAAUAGGUGGUUAUCAUAUGGUGUUUUUGGGAUUUGUAUAGCAAUUUGUGGGUUGUUUGUGUUGUGUUUGCCUGAGACUAAAGGUAGGACAUUGAGUGAUACUAUGGAUGAAGAGGAGUACAAGGAAAGUGUACUUGUUUGCUAAUCAAUUACUCGAGUCAAUGGUCUACCGGAAACAUCUCUAUGGCCCCCAAAAGUAGGAGUAAGGUCUCAUAUAAAGCAUCGUCAGGUCAGAUUCAGUUAUGAGAUUAUACUAACUAUGAUGCCUUCUGGCCUCUCAAGUCGGAGUAAAGUCUUAUACACAUCAUCGUCAGAUUUGGUUAUGAAAUUACACUGAAUAUGUUGUCUCCUGACCUCUCAAGUGGGAGUAAAGUCUCAUAUAAAUCAUCAUCAGAUUCACUUAUGAAAUUAUACGGAAUAUGUUGUCUUCUGGUCUCUCACUUCGUUUUAUUGUUGUUUGUAAAUCAAUUAUUGUAAAUUUAAAGUAAGAUUUUUUUUUCAAUAAUAAUAAAAUUAUAGCAUGAUUAGAAAUUGACAA